UGCUCAGAGAGGCCCUGACGAUGUUAUCGUGCUUGUCGCUGUCGCAGGAGGACGAUAAAGUGAGGUAGAGGCCAAGUUAUAGCUUUGAGGUGCUGAUUAUCACAACUUGCCGGAAGCUUUUUAACAAGUAGGAGCGUGUCGAGGGCUUUCGAAAGAUUACUUUUCGUCUGCAAACAUGCAUUAAUGUUGCAUUCAAAACAUUUCCACAUAGCUCACACAAUGUCGCUGUUCCUUUACGACUACACAGCAGACGUCAUCACGAUUGGGAGGGCAACGCACCGCAUUUGUACCGCGUGGAGGCUUGGUAUGAAUUCCCCGGUGCAGAAGAGAAGGCUACCGAUUGUUUCUCACAUAAACAAUAGCUUUUAGAUGUAAAUAUAUUCGGCUUCAACGCAUUGCUACAAGUACUGUCAUAUUUUACCAUAUUUGGUUUGCAAUAAUGGCUUUAUCCAUUGCAACUGUCUGGACAAGGUGCGCCACGGUUCUCUUUGUAUUCAGCGGGAUGUGGGAAAUUGCUUUGCCCAUUACUCGCUACUCUAUUCCCGAGGAAAUGCAAGAGGGUUCCGUUGUUGCAAACCUGGCUACAGAUUUGGGACUUGACGUUCGCGCUCUGGUCACACGCAAGGCAAAGCUUGACAUCAUCCACACAAAAAAAUAUUUGGACAUUAACAAAGAAACGGGAGAGCUGUUCAUACUUGAAAAGAUAGACAGGGAAUACAUAUGCUCGAGCAAGACAACGUCUUGUUUUCUUAAAACGGAUGUCAUACUUGAAAAUCCCAUUCGUAUUUUUUACAUUGAACUUGAAAUCAUGGACAUAAAUGACAACGCACCUGUCUUUCGAAGGGAGACAAUGCAAUUGGAUAUUUCAGAAUCUACCGCUCCGGGAGAGAGAUUCUCUUUGACAAAUGCUGUGGAUGCAGAUGUCGGUGCGAAUUCUAUUAAGACUUACUAUUUGAGCGAAAGCAAAUAUUUUACAAUUGAAAUACAGACCGGAAGCGAUGGCUCUAAAUAUGUAGAUUUGGUUAUCAACCGUAAUUUAGACCGAGAGGAACAGGCGGUGCAUAAUUUAAUAUUAACCGCUGCAGAUGGUGGGGUUCCUGCGCGCUCAUCCACAGCCAGUAUCUUCCUUAGGGUUCUGGAUAUUAAUGACAAUGCCCCCUUUUUUAACCAGCCGAUAUAUGCUAUUAAUGUAACUGAAAACUCCCCAAUUGGAACUCUAGUAAUGAAGUUGAACGCAACAGACUUGGACGAGGGCACGAACGCAGAGAUUACAUAUUCAUACACGUUAUAUACAUCCGAGAAGACACAAGAAAAGUUCUAUCUAAAUUCAAAUACAGGGGAAAUAAAGGUGAAGGAUGUGAUUGAUUUUGAGGAGAGUCACAGUUUCGAUAUAUAUAUUCAAGCAAGAGACCAAGGAUCGAAUUCGUUAUCUGGAGAUUGUAAAGUAAUGGCGUUUAUUACCGAUCUGAAUGACAACUAUCCUGAGGUCACCAUUACAUCUUUUAAAAGCACGGUCAAUGAAGAUGUUGCCAUUGGAACAUUGAUAGCAGUAAUCAGUAUAAGCGAUAGGGACUCUGGGGACAACGGUGAAGUUGAACUCACUUUGAACCAACAAGCAUCCCUACCCUUCGUUCUCGAUAAGUCUUCGGAGGAUUACUUUGCUCUGCUUAUUUCAGAACCACUGGACCGUGAGACAAUUCCAAGAUAUGACAUCACUUUCAUAGUCACAGACAAAGGAACACCUCGCUUAUUUGACAAUGAGACAAUCACCUUGGAGAUACUGGACGUCAAUGAUAACGCACCAGUAUUCCCCCAGUCGUUCUACACAAUCCAUGUUGUGGAGAACAACAUCCCCGGCGCACUGUUGACGUCACUCAGUGCUUUUGACCCCGACCUCCACGAGAACCAGUAUCUGGUCUAUUUUAUCAUGGAGAAGGAGAUCAUCAACACGUCUAUGUCCAUGCUGUUCUCCAUUAAUCCAGAGAAUGGCAACCUUUAUGCUCUAAAGACCUUUGACUUUGAAAGGGAGAGGGAGUUUCUUUUCCACAUAGAGGCCAGAGACUCUGGGUUACCUCCACUCAGCAGCAAUGUGACAGUUCACGUCAUCAUUCUGGACCAGAAUGACAACACCCCGCUCAUAGUGUCGCCUUGGCGAGCACAGGGCUCGGUAAUUGAAGAGGUGAUCCCGAGGUCCGUUGAUAAAGGAUUCCUGAUUGUCAAAGUAAUCGCCAUUGACACAGACUCAUUACAGAACUCACGGGUCACAUAUCAGCUUCUACAGACCAGUGACUCUACUCUGUUCAGUCUAGAUCAGUACAACGGGGAGAUCCGGACCACAAGAAUGUUCAGCUACAGGGAUCCCCGUCAUCAGAGGCUGGUUGUUGUCGCCAAAGACAAUGGAGACCCUGCUCUUUCGGCCACAAUUACCAUCAAGAUAUCAACAGUAGAACACAUGGUGACGCCAUUCUCAGAAACUACUGAGGUGCCUUUAGAAUUUGACUUGUUCACAGACUUAAAUCUGUAUUUGGUCAUCGGUUUGGGUUCAGUGUCCUUCCUGCUGUUGAUCACCAUACUGGUGAUCAUUGUGCUGAAGUGUCAGAAACCGAAGCCCAUGAAGAUGCCUCCUGCUAUAAAUAUGAAUCUGAACAGUCUGAACAGGAACAGUGUGAUCAGCAGAAACAGUAUCAUCAGCCAGAGGAGCUCCACCAUCGCUGAUUCCACCCUCAUCUCCAGUGAUGCCUACUGGUAUAGCCUGUUUCUAGCAGAGACCAGGAAAGGCAAUGUGGUCGUCAGACAGCCGAUAGUACCCAAGGGAGCAGGAUACUUUGUGUCCAGUAUACCCAGAAGCACAGGUCCUACAGAGACCAGCGACUCAAGAGCAUCCACACUACAGGAUUCCAGGGCCAGCAGUGACCUGCCAUGAUGUCCUCAUUCUGGGGUAUUCAGCUGGAGAAUGUUCAAAGAUGUUAAGAGUGACACCAACACCCCUCUUCAAUCACUGGGAUCCAACAGUUACCUCUGGGGGCAGCUCCUCCAACCCUCUGCCCUCCUCGAACAGACCACACCUGUAGACUACCUUCAUCAUUUUCCAUCAAGCAUGAAUCUGCAUGGCUACAUCGACAGGUACUUGCAUUUAGAAAAUAUCCUAAAGAAGAAAGGAACGUAACAUGAUGUCUUUAUGCAAAGCACCCUCUGUUAACAUUGGAGCAGGCACACAAUAUCUUCCAAAAUCCUACCUUACCUCUCCAGGAAAAACAUGACACAAAAGGGAUAUUCUGUCGUGUCCUUGUGAGGGUACCUCAUUGUGAUAAUGUCAUAAUGUGUUAUUGGGGUAUGUGUGAGAGGUCACAAUCAGAGAGUCAAGAGAAGGAUGUUGCCAAUGCCUUCCAUAACCCCUUUAUCUGGUGAAAUAACAAUCUCAGUUCAUUUGUGAAUGUGUAGUGUGCACACUCUAGGUAAGAACUUUAGUUUAUUUUGAUUAGAAAUAAGACUUAACAUUUUUCAUCAUUUUUGCUUUCUAGAUCUUUUUUGGCUCCGGACAUCAGCCUAUAGUAUGGAAUUAUUCAUUUCCUGAUACAUGGUGUUGGAUGUGCAUGUUGAGUUGCUACUAUAAAAUAGAUCAAUACCUGAUACCUGUCAUCCAAUGAGCCAGGUAUGAGAGAAGUACCCCAUGUUGCUCCACUUCACAUUGCAGACAGAGUUUAUAUAUUCUCACAGUUCACAUAUUCAUGAGCACAUUUGACAGCGGCACUAUAUUUAGUAUAUUUUGAUGAUAGACAUUUCCUUCUCAGCAUAUCUAUAUAAAGCACAGACUAGAAUCCAUUUCUAGUGUGAGAUCAUGUCCAAGGAAAUACUCAGGACAGUGACACACCAGGAUUUAGCUCCUACCUGCCUAAACAGUGCAAUAUGACGGUCAACCUAGAAAACACUGUAUGUAGAAUAGCUGUAGCACUAAAGGGCUUCACUUUACAACAACUUAUCAUACCUCCAUCUGAGUUUUGUCAACGUACCUGUGCAGGCCUCUGCCCGGUUCUGAUUACUCUAACACUUUCUCUGCACUGUGAACAAGCCUCAGAGAAUCAGCUAAAGGCAAAAUCAACGUAAAACAGGAGGCUUACGGGAAGAACCCAUGUGUACUUUAAAUGAGAAAUGUUACUAUAUUCACUUAAGAAAUAUGACUUUUGAAAGUAUUUAUCAUUGUAUAUUCAAAAGGUAUUGUAUGUUUGGCAUGAUACAAUACUCUGGACAUGAUUUUAAACUUUACAAUGUUUUUAUGAAUUUGUAUGUUUUUUAAUAUAUUUUUUAUAUUUUGACCUAACAGUUCUUAAUGCUACUUUUUGUGACUUAUUCAAGUGCAUUGUGUAGUCUACUGUAUUAUAUUUGUAGUGCAACAAUACAGCAUUCAGUUAUUUUAUCUGAUACAGUGUACAGACAGACAAUCUCAAUUAUUUUAUGACAUUUGAAUGGAGUACUCCACUCACUGCUUAAGCAUUUCACCAAAAUGUUAUUUUCAGAGUAUCAAAGUGUUCACAGACAUAGAUGAGCUUUUCUCCCAGAAAGACCAUGACGUGCAAAGAUUUAAUGCAAGGCGUUAGGUCUUAGAAAUGAGAAACUAGAACAUACAGCAGUGUGUCCAUGUGACAAUAUGGAGGGAAAGGCCAAAAUAAGGAGAGCGAGAUAAGUAGAGAGAAACUGUGAAGACGAGCGUGGGACAGACAGACUAUGCUACUAAUACUAUUCUAUUCCUUUGAUGUUAGUGCAUGUCUUUAUAGGCCGAACACUCACAAUCCAUCCAAUCUCAUUUGAAAUGCAAUACUGUACUUAAAUCCUACUACACUGCUCAAAACAAUAAAGGGAACACUAAAAUAACACAUCCUAGAUCUGAAUGAAUUAAAUAUUCUUAUUAAAUACUUUUUCUUUACAUAGUUGAAUGUGCUGACAACAAAAUCACACAAAAAUUAUCAAUGUAAAUCAUAUUUAUCAACCCAUGGAGGUCUGGAUUUGUAGUCACACUCAAAAUUAAAGUGGAAAACGACAGUACAGGCUGAUCCAACUUUGAUGUAAUGUCCUUAAAACAAGUCAAAAUGAGGCUCAGUAGUGUGUGUGGCCUCCACGUGCCUGUAUGACCUCCCUACAACGCCUGGGCAUGCUCCACAUGAGGUCUAGCAUUGUCUUGCAUUAGGACGAACCCAGGGCCAACCGCACUAGCAUAUGGUCUCACAAGGGGUCUGAGGAUCUCAUCUCGGUACCUAAUGGCAGUCAGGCUACCUCUGGCGAGCACAUGGAGGGCUGUGCGACCCCCCCCCCCCCCCAAAGAAAUGCCACCCCCCAUGACUGACCCACCGCCAAACCGGUCAUGCUGGAGGAUGUUGCAGGCAGCAGAACGUUCUCCACGGCGUCUCCAGACUGUCACGUCUGUCACAUGUGCUCAGUGUGAACCUGCUUUCAUCUGUGAAGAGCACAGGGCGCCAGUGGCGAAUUUGCCAAUCUUGGUGUUCUCUGGCAAAUGCCAAACGUCCUGCACGGUGUUGGGCUGUAAGCACAACCCCCACCUGUGGAUGUCGGGCCCUCAUACCAUCCUCAUGGAGUCUGUUUCUGACCGUUUGAGCAGACACAUGCACAUUUGUGGCCUGCUGGAGGUCAUUUUGCAGGUCUCUGGCAGUGCUCCUCCUGCUCCUUCUUGCACAAAGGCGGAGGUAGCGGUCCUGCUGCUGGGUUGUUGCCCUCCUACGGCCUCCUGCACGUCUCCUGAUGUACUGGCCUGUCUCCUGGUAGCGCCUCCAUGCUCUGGACACUACGCUGACAGACACAGCAAACCUUCUUGCCACAGCUCGCAUUGAUGUGCCAUCCUGGAUGAGCUGCACUACCUGAGCCACUUGUGUGGGUUUUAGUCUCCGUCUCAUGCUACCACUAGAGUGAAAGCACCGCCAGCAUUCAAAAGUGACCAAAACAUCAGCCAGGAAGCAUAGGAACUGAGAAGUGGUCUGUGGUCACCACCUGCAGAACCACUCCUUUAUUGGAGGUGUCUUGUUAAUUGCCUAUAAUUUCCACCUGUUGUCUAUUCCAUUUGCACAACAGCAUGUGAAAUUGAUUGUCAAUCAGUGUUGCUUCCUAAGUGGACAGUUUGAUUUCACAGAAGUGUGAUUGACUUGGAGUUUCAAUGUGUUGUUUAAGUGUUGCCUUUAUUUUUUUGAGCAGUGUAUAUAUAUCUCCAUCAUAUAGGUUGCAUGGGAACACACUAAGUUCGUCCUAUACACAGUUAUUUGCACUGAAUCCAUAACCUGGUUGCACUACUCAUCUACCACAAACUGCAGUGCAGCUGUAGUUCUCAUCAAUGUUCCAGUUCUCUCUUGAUCUCUUUCCCCUUGUUAAAGCUCUCUGUGAGGUCACUGUGUGGGGGAGGUGCUACACUAAUUAUGGUACACAUGAGGGCUCUGCCUACUCUGCCCGUAGGGAGGGAAAACUGCCUGAGCAUUGUGUAAAGACGCCUUUAGUCGGGUUACAGAAAAUAUCCAACUGAAUUCAGACGUCAUGUGCUCUUUAUGGGUGUCAUGCGUUACCCCAGUACAUGUGACAUGAGGACAAUGAGAUAAUGGUGCUUAAUCCAGAUUCAAGUCAUGAUUAUUACCAGGGAUAAAAUGUCAUCUGGAUGAACUUAGAUCCCAGCAGUUUUGAGAGAACAUCCUAAGCAGCCAGUGGCUGUGUGAUGUGACCUGAGACCUCAAGCUCUACUUUGACAGAACAGAUGUUCUGUGGAAACCAACGGAGGAGUUUAAAACCUGUAUCUACUUUGUACUUUGUGUUUAAAAAAAAAGAUACAAUAUACUUUUUAUAUCUGCUGUAAUCUCUGAACUUGUCUUGAUAGCACAGGAGUGUGUUUGUGUUGCUUGCUUCAGUAUCAUGCAGAUGUGUCUGUCUCCGUUGUGCGGCUACACUGCUUAUUCCUGCAUUUUGAUUCUACAUUUCAAUUCUACAGUCUACUGUAUCUGCCCGCCUUUCUGCAGGACUUCCUGUGUUCUAGGUGGGUGGGGGGUGUGGACACAACCCACAACGCUGAUUGGUAGAUGAGAGAGUGUGUGGGAGAGACAGUUUGGAUGUUGUUUCUGUUGUUUAUUGUCCCGCUUGUAGAUGCGUAUGUGAAUAAAGCUUUUAGAGCA
Oncorhynchus kisutch (coho salmon) is the source of this 7157-nucleotide messenger RNA. Its product is annotated as protocadherin alpha-C2-like. Gene Ontology annotation, molecular function: calcium ion binding. Gene Ontology annotation, biological process: homophilic cell-cell adhesion. The coding region runs from base 440 to 2923 and encodes 827 amino acids. Gene Ontology annotation, cellular component: plasma membrane. Lineage: Eukaryota; Metazoa; Chordata; Actinopteri; Salmoniformes; Salmonidae. The record is from RefSeq and is a predicted model, not a curated record. The transcript is spliced from 2 exons.